GUAAGAAGACAUGCCACCGUUGCCAUUGCCGUUGCCGUUGCCUUAUAAAGUGGCUUUAAGAUUUCUUACAAAAUUUAUAUUGUUACCAACCGAACAAAGAAAAGAAAGACAGAGAGACAAGGCUUGUUAUCCAUUUGUAGUCGUCCUUCUCCGCUUUGGAUUCUAACAACUCAAGGUUAUAAAUCCUGUCUGUUUGUGUUGGUUUACAAGUGUCCUGCUGAAGGUGUAUCCUCUACACCGUGUCUCAGCAUUCUUAAGGUGAUUUUUGACCGAGAAACCCAGGGAAUGCUGCAUGAUGUUCCUUAGUGUUUGGCAGUCCGUCUUUGAAGCCCAUCAGGUUCCGUCUUUGUUGGAUCCACCCUUCUUUGCUCUUGAUGAGAUUGGAUUUGUAAAUUAUUCUUCCUCUUGCUUUUGUGCUCAAAAGCAUCAUGGACCUUCAAGUUGGUAUGAUCUAUGUGAAGACGGUUGAGCCAUUUAUGCUUUUAUAUAUAGAUCUUACUUUCUAGUUUGAUAAAACAUAUAGGAGGAGUGUUGUAUAUCAUAGAGUAUUAGCAGUUUUAGCUUGGGAUGGAAAAUAAACCAAGUGUUUUGACAAAGAACUAUGAAGUGGGGAGAUUGCUUGGCCAAGGCACCUUUGCCAAGGUUUAUUUUGCGAGGAGCAUCAGAACGAACCUGAGUGUAGCCAUUAAAGUAAUUGACAAAGAGAAGGUCUUGAAGGUUGGGCUUGUUAAUCAGAUCAAGAGAGAAAUAUCUGUAAUGAGACUUGUUAGACACCCUAAUAUCGUGCAACUUUAUGAGGUCUUGGCUACCAAAAGUAAGAUUUACUUUGUAAUGGAAUAUGCUAAAGGUGGUGAACUCUUUGACAAGGUUGCUAAAGGAAGGUUAAAGGAGGAUGUUGCCCAGAAAUAUUUUCAACAGCUGAUCAAUGCAGUUGAUUUCUGUCACAGCAGGGGUGUUUAUCAUCGUGAUAUAAAGCCAGAGAAUCUGUUGUUGGAUGAGAAUGAGAAUCUGAAGAUAUCUGAUUUUGGAUUGAGUGCCCUCACUGAAUCCAAGCAACAAGAUGGACUACUACACACGACUUGCGGGACACCUGCAUAUGUUGCUCCUGAAGUGAUCAACAGGAAAGGUUAUGAUGGCACUAAAGCUGAUAUUUGGUCCUGUGGCGUGGUUUUAUUUGUGUUAUUGUCUGGUUAUCUCCCAUUUCAUGAUUCAAAUUUGAUGGAGAUGUACAGGAAAAUUGGCAGAGCAGAGUUCAAAUGCCCUAAUUGGUUUCCAACUGAUGCUCGUAGGUUGUUGCGCAAGAUCCUGGAUCCAAACCCCAGUACAAGGAUCUCCAUGGCUGAGAUUAAGGAAAGUUCUUGGUUUAGAAAAGGGUUGAACUCUAAACAAAUUAAAACUGGAACAAAAAGCAAGGAGGUAGCUGCUUUGGAUUGGAAUGGUUCUGGUUCUUCUGAGAAUAGCAGUGUGGCUUCUGAGGCAAAGCAAGAGUCAGCCAAACCUCCCAGCUUAAAUGCUUUUGAUAUCAUUUCCCUUUCUGCUGGAUUUGAUCUAUCUGGAUUAUUCGAGGAAAAUUAUCAGAAGAGAGAAGCAAGAUUUACUUCUAUACAACCGGCUUCAGUCAUCAUCUCUAAACUGGAAGAUAUUGCUAAGCGUCAAAAGCUGAAGGUGAUUAAGAAAGAUGCAGGUUUGCUGAAAUUGGAAGGAAUGGAAGAAGGUAGAAAGGGGCCAUUGUCUGUUGAUGCUGAGAUUUUUGAAGUGACUCCAAAUAUCCAUUUUGUGGAAGUGAAGAAAUCUAAUGGAGAUACGCUAGAAUAUCAGAAGAUAUUGGAAGAAGCUAUAAGGCCUGCUCUCAACGAUAUUGUUUGUGUCUGGCAGGGUGAGCAAGAACUGCAACAGCAGCAGCAGCAACAAUCAAAUUGACCAAACUAGCAGCAUCAGUUUGCUCGAGAUAUUCUCUCAACGCCAAUUUUUCCGCGAUAUCUCAUUUUUGUACAAUUUCUUGAACUUCCUAUUUUUGUACUUCCAUGCUUGUACUUGUAAGUGUUAGAGAUGCCUCCGGCCUCCCUCAAUAAACUUUAAACUUGCUCGUA
This is a messenger RNA of Populus trichocarpa (black cottonwood), 2090 nucleotides long. RefSeq names its product CBL-interacting serine/threonine-protein kinase 10. Bases 568 to 1920 code for a protein of 450 amino acids. The transcript is spliced from 2 exons. Gene Ontology annotation, molecular function: protein kinase activity; ATP binding. Gene Ontology annotation, biological process: protein phosphorylation; signal transduction. NCBI's taxonomy places the organism in Eukaryota, Viridiplantae, Streptophyta, Magnoliopsida, Malpighiales, Salicaceae. The record is from RefSeq and is a predicted model, not a curated record.